Schistocerca piceifrons (Central American locust) is the source of this 4649-nucleotide messenger RNA. Its product is annotated as transmembrane protein 237-like. Gene Ontology annotation, biological process: cilium assembly. Gene Ontology annotation, cellular component: ciliary transition zone. Lineage: Eukaryota; Metazoa; Arthropoda; Insecta; Orthoptera; Acrididae. The record is from RefSeq and is a predicted model, not a curated record. Bases 79 to 990 code for a protein of 303 amino acids. The transcript has 6 exons.
CGACUGCGGCUGUGCACGGUGUUGACUGUUGAGUAUUUGUAAAUUCCCGGCUGUCAACUGAAGCUGUGUUGAAUAGAAAUGAACUCAGAUAACGAAGAAUCAGUUGAAGGAGAGAAGAGGACAGAAAAUAAACGGAAAAGGCGUAGAAAGAAAGAGAAAGCAGCAGAUACUGUUGUGACAGCGGCACUUAAACAAUUAAAUGCCGAUGAAAUCGAAGCGGUGACAGCGGACCGUGUCGAUGGCGUGGAGCAUAGUGUAACAACACAACCAGUUUUCAGAAGUUACCCAUCUGAUAUGGUUUAUGUUGAAAGAAAGAGCGGUUUUUUACCAGCCCCGAGAGAAAUAGUUUUAUCACGCACAAGUAAAAUAAAAUUUAAAGAAAAGAAAUUACAUACGGAGAAUAAGUCAACAGUAGAAUUAGCUGUAAAAAUUCAAGAGGCAUUCCAUCCAUUUUACAAUUUAUGCCACGGAAUUUUAGGAGGAAUGUCACUUACACUAUGUUUGUUGGUUGUGAGCAUUGGAUGGACCAGAGUAGAGAUAGAAGAAUUUAUUAAUGUAUAUGACAACUUUUCAAGACCUGCACAAUCAAUGUUUUAUUUUCUUACUGUGGUUUGUGUUAUUUCGUCACUUGAUAGGUGUGAUGUUGCACAAAUGUGUGGGCUCCAUGCAAGGAAGUUGUGCCUUCAUCAUUUUCCAGACAUUUUGCUGCUGCUACUGUAUUUGUGCACUUUGGUAACAACUGUUGUCACCAGCUACUGGGAUGAACAACUUGCCUACCACCAUCAUAAUUCAACUGGCAUGUGGAAAGAUGAUGCUGACAUGAAGGCAAGUCUUUCCCUGUGGCGGAAUUUGCACUUUGGGAGGUGCAUUGGUGCAGUUAGUAGUUGGAUCAUUGUGUCACUCUACCCUGACCAUGGAUUACUUCACUCACGUUUAAUCAGCACCAUAAAACUGCAGUUCAGGCCUGCAGUUGAUAUUACGUCAUCUUAACAUCACCAUGUACAGAGUGUGGAGAUUGGAACACAGCAUGCCAACAGAGCAUGCAAGUGCAGCUUAUCGCCAUCUUUCAGACUUGAGAAGACUCAAAACUUUGUAGUGCAGUGACUACAGGCAAGUGGUGGUGAUAUGGACUUGGAGCAGCAGUGUGGCAGGAUGUUGGCAUGGGUUCCUCCAGGAGAACUACACAACAAAAAGACCAUAGGACUGUUCAACUGCCUCUAACAAACAGGCAGACUACAGAAGCUGAAAUCAGGGCAGAGGUUACAGACAUUGUCACCAUAUUAUCUCAGGAACAGGUAACGGAAGCUGGGUUGAGGUCUUGAGAGUUGUCAUGUGUCAUUUACUACUGGCACCAUACUACUUAUAAGGUGCAGAACCAGAGUCGAGUGGCAUGUUUAGGGGAAUUCUGUGCUUUAAUGACUCUUGCUUGUGUUUGUAGCAGUCAGAUUGAUGGGGAGUUAUUGCAGAUGACCUGAUGAAAGGCCACAGAAAGCAGCAUUUCUUGAGGCCCAAACCUCAACUCAUGGAAUAAUGGUGUGGGGAGAUAUUAAAUGUGACAGCAGAAUUUGAUUUAGUAAUUGUUAAAGUGAGACUGAAUGGUAAACCCUGUCGUCAUACCCUUCACGACUGGGAUACCAAGUGGCAUAUUCCAGUAGAAUAACAAAAGACCCUACACUGCAUUUCACAUCACAGACACUUUGAAGAAUGUACGAAUCUUGGUUGGCCUGCCCAGUCUACUGAUUUGUCACCCUUACAGCAUGUGUGGGAUGUGAUGGAAAGGUGUAUACAUUCAUACCAGCCUCCAGCCAGCAAUCUUAAUGAACUUACCCAUCAUAGCGUUUCAGGUAUGGCAAGAAAUUCUCAGAGAUGCCAUUUGGAGGCAAUUUGCUUUCAGCCACAACAAAUACAAGAGGAAAAGUGUAUCAUGCCCAUGAGGGUCACACAUCGUACUGAUCAUAAUGAUGGACAUCGGUUCCACAUGGAAUGAAAAUUUCAUCAUUUACUACACAUUACGUGAUGAACAUCUCCACAAAGUUGGAUAAACAUCAGACUAGUGCUUCAUGGUGUAACACUUUCCACAUCUGUCUGUGUGUUAGCAAAUUGACAGUUUGUUGUAGUAUAUCAAAUGGUUUGAAAAUUAAAUAAUCAUGGAAUGCUACAAUAGAGGAGGGAAAGGAGGCAUUAUAUGGUUGCACAAGAAUAAAUAAGAGAGAAAAAGGGCAUGUGAGAUACUGUGAUGGUGGCUAGCACCCUCUUCCACUAUCAUAAGAGGAAAAGGUGUACUUCAAAAAGUCCUGGUGAAAAAUUACUAUCAUAAUUAGAUAGUAAUUUGGAAAACAAAUAAUGGACUAGAAAGAAUAUCCAGAUGCUAGUAUGGAUAGAGAUCAUAUGGUGGUGGUGACACAUAACAUACUGAAAUUCAGAAGAAUAAAGUAGAAGUAUUUCAGAUGCCUGGACCAUCUAUCAGUGAUCUCCAUGCUAAGUAAAAAUGUUAGAUGUAUUCCUGUGGAAAGUUUAUUUUUAACAUUUUUGUCCAUUCUGUGUAUUACGACACUUUUGACAAACUCCGCUGUGUUCUGAGGAGACAAACUGUCACUGUAGGAAUCUAGAAAGGCAAGCAAAAGAUUAGUUUACACAAGUGCUUUUUAAAUAAGUAUAAUUUACUCAACUCGUGCAAAAGAUGGCAGACUCGGCAGCCAUAGACAGAGGCCCGAAUGGGCGAGCCCGUAAGUGCACUGAAUGUUUGCCGGUAGAGCUAUCGACAACUCAGUGUAAAGUUCAGCACCAAUUAGAGACACGGAAGUACUCAUGACUCGAAGAUUGGUGCCCAGGUGCCCACUGCUUGUAACACUAUCCUAGCAGUCUUCAUUGGGUGGUGCCGGCAGCCUGGCAGGUCUUCGUUAGUGACUAUGUUCAAAGCGCAGCUCGUGGCACCUGCGGGACUCUUCGAGGCACUGGCUCCAACACUACUGAUAAGCCUCAAUACUACAAAUGGCUGUGGCUUUGAAUGUGAUUUUUCAUGGUGAUUUGGAGGUUAAAGUGAGUUUUUAAUGGAAACCUCUGUUAUUAAGAUUUGAAAAGAUUGACUCAUUUUGUGUGUAAAAUGAUGCAUUCUGAACAAAGAAAACAAGUUCUUGUAGACCAUGCUCAGUUUGAAAGGCAGUGAAAAUAGAUGGGGUGCCAGCAUUAUAUAGUAACUCAGUUUAUGUACAUUAUAGUCUGGUUUACUUACUAAAUUUCAAUCGUAUGAAGUAACUAUUAAUUACCACGACAUGAUUAUAUUGCGGUAGAUCAUUGCACAGUCUAUUAGGGUGCCCUCGUACACUGCCACUGGCAGAGUGGAUGAGAAGGUGGUCAUGUGGGGACACAGCGCUUGACUCUUGCAAAGCAUGUGAUGGGAGAAGGAUGUCACUAUGUCUGCAUGCUGGAACACUGUUCUUGUUUCAUUGCUAAUUUGAAUGAUCAGCUUGUCAAAACUGCAACUCUGUUUUGCUUUAUUAGGUUGAAUCACAUAGCUACAAUAACUGACCAGCCUCCAAAUGGAAUCAUAGACAUGAUUACAAUGUUAAGAGAGUUCCAGGGUGUUUACAGCCACAUGGCCAUGCUUUAUGCUGGAUGUUUUUGCAACAGACGACACACUAACUCAAGAGGUUCCCACAUCAGUGGUGUUAUCAGAUGAAACCACAUUUACAAAUACUGGUGAAGUAAACAGGCACAACUGUCAUAACUUGUCAGAUGCCCAUCUACACUGGUACAGAACUGUUGACCACCAACAACAUUGAUGCCACAAAAGUUAGUGUGGAAUUGUCAAUGGCUGUCUGAUCGAUCCCUACUUUUUUGAUGGUACUGUUAAUCAAUAUAAUUUUUUAGUGAUCAUUUACCUGGCAUACUUCAAGAUGUUGACUUAGAGAUGAGACAAAGAAUGUGAGUGCAAUUGGAUGAUGCCGCACCACAUUACUCACAGUGGAUUGGACAUGGCGGUCUCAUUCCGUGUCUGCUUGCUCACCCGAUCUAACUCCCCCUUCCCUGAUUUUUAUCUUUGGGAAUAGUUGAAAAAUAUUUAUUAUGAGCAGCAACACAUUGACAAGAGAAAACAUGAUGGAAUUUAUCUGGAGAGCUUUUGUAGCCAUUCCAUGAGAUGUCCUGCUUUCCACUGUGAGAUAUUUCUUAAGGAGGAUUAAUUUGUGCAUUGAAACAAAUGGUGGUCACUUUGAGCAUAUACUCAAUGGUUAAUUUCCAUGUACAAAGUGAAAGGUAUGAGAACUCUUUAAAUCGAUCACUCCAAAGAAAGAGAGUUGAGAGGACACUCAGUGACUUGUAAAUCAAUAAUCUACAUUUUAUUUGCGUUUGUUCUGUCUUGCAAAUGUCAAAAUAACAUUUAUACGUUAUGAUGUAUUUAUUUUUGUCAGUACACAUGAUAAUUAAAACUUAAAAUGUAAACCUCUCUACGCUCUUUCCAAAUCCAACAUCAUAAAUAGGGGUGUCCGUGAAACAAAGCUCAACCUUUGAUAAUUACCUUAAGAUCAUAAUUAUUGGUAAUGAUACAUGACCCAUUAUGCCCCUUCCAGUUUGUAUCUAAGUUUGUAUUUUACUGUAUCUCUCUUCUAUUCCAAGUUAAUUCCUACUGAAAAUAAAAACAUAUUUGCUUA